CACUAAUUAAACAGAGGUCAGUUCAGACAAGGGGGUGGAGCAGGACGUUUUUACUCCGGAGAUAUAUGUAGAGCAGAACAAUUUUGCUCUGGGGGCGCUGAAUGCUGUGCAACUAAGUGAAGAGGAGAAUAUUAAUGCUCUAUUUUGUUGAAGAACGAAGAGCAAUCAUGUUAAGUUUGUUUACUCGUGGAACAGGAUUGUUCCUGGUUCUCCUGGUUCUCUUUAACACUUGUAUUGUUCUGGCUAAAGUAUGGCCUGAGGGAAACUCCGAAGAUAUUUUCCACAAUAGUUUGGAUACACCUCAACCUGAAUCUAAUCCGUCUCAGCAGUUUGGAGAGGAUGAGGAUCAAACCCUGCUGUUCCCUGGAUAUUCCGAUGUACCCGGAGCAGGGAUGGAUUAUCAGGUUCAGGACGAAGAACAUCUAGCUCCGGGUUCACAGAAUGGAACCUUUGCUCCGGGUUCACAGGACGGAACCUUUACUCCGGGUUCACAGGACGGAACCUUUGCUCCGGGUGCAGAUGGAACAAAGAAAUCAAUAUCAGACAAGACGGAUGAUGUUCGUACAAUUGUUUCUCCUGAUGCUGCGCUUGAAGAUUUAGAUAUUGGAAAUAGGUAAUACACUAAAAAGUCGUCUUCAUUAAACGCGGCAUUCAUUCAUUAGCCCAUGCCAUGGAUCAAUUCAAUCACUUUGCA
Molecule: messenger RNA, 694 nt
Organism: Eurytemora carolleeae
Lineage: Eukaryota; Metazoa; Arthropoda; Copepoda; Calanoida; Temoridae
Exons: 3
Coding region: 135-617 (160 amino acids)
Source: RefSeq, a predicted model, not a curated record